AUGGCACCUAAAACUGAACGCAGAACUGGACGUCGUGCUGGAAAGAAGGAUGCAAAGAAGGAUGCAUCAGUCGAGAGUCUUUCCGAAAAUGUCGCAGAUAUCAAGUUGUUAGAUAAUAAUCGUUCCUCCACUGGUGUUCUUACUUCCGAGAAAAACUCUCGUGACAUCAAGGUUGAGCUUUACUCGCUUACAUCUUUCUCUCAAAAUCUGAUCAACGAAACCACUAUUGAACUCAAUUUCGGUCGUCGCUAUGGUUUGAUUGGUCCCAAUGGCAGUGGAAAGUCUACCUUUUUGCAGUCUCUAUUUGCUCGCGAAGCUCCUAUUCCUGAGCACAUUGAUAUUUAUUUACUGAAUUCUGAGUAUCCUCCCACCGAAAUGACUGCUCUUCGUGCCGUUAUUGACGAUGCUGAGAAGGAACUUGCGCGUCUUGAAAAACUUAUGGAAGACAUUAUGAGUGAGGAUCCAGAAUCUCAACUCCUUGAUGAUAUUUGCGAGCGUAUUGACGAGAUGGAUGCAUCCACUUUUGAAUCUCGUGCUGCCUCCAUUCUUAAUGGUCUUGGAUUUUCCGAUCAGCGUAUGAAAUUUAUGACCAAGGACUUGUCUGGUGGAUGGCGUAUGCGUGUAGCCCUUGCUCGUGCCUUGUUUGUCAAGCCUACUCUACUGCUUCUUGAUGAACCCACUAAUCAUUUGGAUCUCGGUGCAUGUGUGUGGCUUGAAGACUACCUUGCCAAGUAUGAUCGUAUUCUUUUGGUUAUUUCUCACUCUCAGGAUUUCCUCAACAAUGUCUGCACCAAUAUUAUUGAACUCACUUCCAAAAAGACUCUUACAUACUACUCUGGUAACUACGAUACGUAUAUCAAGACCAAAAAUGAGCUUGAAGUAAACCAAAUGAAGGCUUACGAAAAGCAGCAGACCGAAAUAGAGCAUAUGAAAAAGUUUAUUGCUUCUUGUGGUACAUAUGCCAACUUGGUGCGUCAAGCCAAAUCUCGCCAAAAGAUUCUUGACAAAAUGGAAGCUGAUGGUCUUAUCGAAAAGGUUGACCGUGCUCGCGACUUCAAUUUCACGUUUGAGUCGUGCGGUCCUUUGCCUCCUCCCGUGCUUAGUUUUACUGACAUGUCGUUUUCCUACGACGGCAACCUAAAAAAUGCCAUAUAUCGUCAUCUUGAAUAUGGUGUCGAUACCGAAAGUCGUAUUGCUCUUGUUGGACCCAACGGUGCUGGAAAAUCUACACUUUUAAAACUUAUGAGUGGUGAACUUUCACCCACUGAUGGUACUGUGGCUCGUCAUACCCAUCUCAAGAUUGGCAAGUACAAUCAACAUUCAGCUGAUCAACUUGAUCUGAAUGCUUCUGCAAUUGAUUACAUGCGCAACAAGUUCCCCGACAUGCCUCAAGAUUUGCAAUACUGGCGUCAAAACAUUGGCAAAUUUGGUCUUACCGGAAACUCUCAGCUUUGUCCCAUUUCUCAGCUUUCUGAUGGACAAAAAGCCCGUAUUGUUUUUGCUGAGCUAUCUCUUACACGUCCUAAUAUGCUUCUUCUUGAUGAACCUACCAACGCUCUUGAUAUUGAGACCAUUGAUUCUCUUGCUAGAGCCAUAAACACCUUUGAAGGUGGUGUCGUACUUGUUUCUCACGAUUUCCGUCUUAUUAGUCAAGUUGCAGAGCAAAUCUGGGUUUGUGAUAAUGGCACUAUGGAAUUGUGGGAGGGUACUAUUGGAGAGUACAAAAUUCAUCUACGGAAAGAGAUUACAAAAAACGCCAAAUGAUUAUUGCAUUGAAUGAAAACCAUAUGCAUAAU
Molecule: messenger RNA, 1796 nt
Organism: Batrachochytrium dendrobatidis JAM81
Lineage: Eukaryota; Fungi; Chytridiomycota; Chytridiomycetes; Rhizophydiales
Product: ATP-binding cassette family ATPase ARB1
Exons: 5
Coding region: 1-1764 (587 amino acids)
Molecular function (GO): ATP binding; ATP hydrolysis activity
Source: RefSeq, a predicted model, not a curated record